Epinephelus lanceolatus (giant grouper) is the source of this 1531-nucleotide messenger RNA. It is a transcript of the gene calhm3, whose product is annotated as calcium homeostasis modulator 3. The record is from RefSeq and is a predicted model, not a curated record. Gene Ontology annotation, molecular function: monoatomic cation channel activity. Gene Ontology annotation, cellular component: plasma membrane. NCBI's taxonomy places the organism in Eukaryota, Metazoa, Chordata, Actinopteri, Perciformes, Serranidae.
UUGGAUCUCCUUGCUGUUUUUACCUCCACCCUAAACAUUACCUCCAGUAUAUUUGAGCUAUGGAGCGUCUGAAGUUAGUCCUGCAGUACUUCCAGUCCAACUCUGAGUCCAUCUCUAAUGGAAUAUGUAUCAUCCUGGCCUUGGUCAGCGUCAAGCUCUACACUAGCUUUGACUUUAACUGCCCGUGCCUUCCUCAGUACAACAAAAUGUACUCUCUGGGAGUGAUGAUCGUCCCACCAAUCAUACUGUUCUUCCUGGGGGUCCUGGUCAACAGACAUACGGGCGUCAUGAUGGAUGAGUGGAUGAGACCCAUGGGGAACCGAUCCAAAAAUCCUGCUGUGGUUAAGUACCUGUUCUCAGCCAUGAUCCAGAGGGCCCUGCUGGCACCGAUGGUGUGGAUCUUGGUCACUUUGCUGGAUGGAAAGAUCUUCAUCUGUGCCUUCAGUGUUAGUGUAGACCCUGCACUCUUCUCGGGUUUACCCAAUAAUACAGGUCUGGAUGUGAUCAAAAUCAUGGCCAAAGUGCCUUGUAAGGAGGACAUUAUCUUCAAGAACAGCUCUUUCCGCAAAGCAGUCUCCCGUUAUGUCCGCUGCUAUUCACAAGCAGUUGGCUGGUCCAUCCUUCUCUUCCUGAUUGUACUGGGAGCAAUGGGACGUCUCAUCAAGCCCUGUUUCGAUGACCACGCCACCUUCCUGCAGACGCGCUACUGGAGCAACUACCUCGACGUGGAGCAGAAGCUCUUUGACGAAACCUGCGUCCUGCAUGCUCGUGACUUUGCCCGGAAAUGCGUGGUGCAGUUCUUUGAGGACAUGAGGGAGGAUGCCAUUCUCCGUCUUCCCCACCCGCUCUUCAUCGCGAACUCCAAAGAGGAGUGGGAGGAUGAAGAAGAAGAGAGACUUCAUGGGGUAUCAAAGCAGGAACAGGUGAACCAGCUGCUCAACAAGUGGUACUACAAUAAACCUGAAUUGGACGUCACCAGGAUGGCCCACAGACCCAGGAUGUGUGUUACCUGGGAGGACCGUGAUGGGAAGACUUUAUACUCUGAUGUCUAGGACACACUCAGUGCUGUAGGAUGAAUCACGUCAUGAUGAUCAGAUCACUAUCAUUAAGCUAUCAGCAUGUUUGAUGUAGGUUAUCUCAGUGUAGCCGUAAACGUUGCUAAAGUCACUGAUGUCUAAGGUCAGAGGUCCACUUACUAAUGAUUCAACGCUUUCAACUGCAUCUCAUGAUCUUCAGUCAGCAAAUUGAACUUGCACAGGUUUCAUCACAGUCAGGGGAUAAGAGGUGGAGGUAUAUGGGUGGAGAUGGUAACCCCUAUCUCUGUUCAAAGAUGUUAAUGAUGUAAAUGACAAUUCUGUUUGUUUAUAUCUUGAUUAAGAUCUUCCAAGUGUUUCUCUGUGUUUUGGACUGCUUUAAAAAAGUUGUUCUUAGAGUCAAACCAUGUUACGAGGGUAAUUUGACUAUGUUAGGGUUUGGUCUGGUUGGUUUUGCAUACAGGUUGUUGACAUGAAGCUCACCCACUCAGAUUGAU